Aspergillus glaucus CBS 516.65 is the source of this 1323-nucleotide messenger RNA. RefSeq names its product fungal specific transcription factor domain-containing protein. The coding region runs from base 1 to 1323 and encodes 440 amino acids. The transcript has 3 exons. The record is from RefSeq and is a predicted model, not a curated record. Gene Ontology annotation, cellular component: nucleus. NCBI's taxonomy places the organism in Eukaryota, Fungi, Ascomycota, Eurotiomycetes, Eurotiales, Aspergillaceae. Gene Ontology annotation, molecular function: transcription cis-regulatory region binding; DNA-binding transcription factor activity, RNA polymerase II-specific. Gene Ontology annotation, biological process: regulation of DNA-templated transcription.
AUGGUCAUUCGAGAUCUUGCAUCGGAUAUCGGAGUCAAGUCACUUGAUACCAGUUCCCAGGUCGCCGGACUGGACGGGUUAAUAGCGCCUGAUCUAGCAUUAUCACUCUUCGCCAUCUUCCUAGAACACUAUGGCCGAUGGGUCCUGUUAGACCCGGAAGCCGACCCUAAAGCUUUACUCGGAAGAGUCAGUCGGUCCCCGUUGCUCCUAUGUGCCUGCUUCUUAAUCGCUGUCCGACAUACGACUGAGGCUCUGGCGACCAGCCUCGCCCCGAAGCUCUACCAAUGUGCCCGGUCGCUGAUUUCGGCUGCCCUGCUGGUCGCGCCCCAGCCGAUCGAGUUCUUCCAGGCGGCCCUCGUGCUCUCCAUGUGGUCGACAACCGUGGGACAAGUGCCGCUGAGCAUUGACAGUUGGCUCUUAAGUGGGUUUUCCCUGCAGCACAGCCAGUCCAGCCCACUGUUCGAUCCGGUCAAUAAUGCUGGACCGACCACACGGCUCUCGAAAACAACCCUUGACGACUGGUGUCUGUGGAAUCAUUUAUGUCUGGUGCAUCUUCACUACUGCGUUGGCACGAGCCGUAAGUCUAUGUUGCAUGCCUCCCAGAUAGCACGCUGUCGAGCAAUCCUCGGCUCUGACCAUGCCACAAACUACGAGUUGCGCAUGGUAGCGGAGAUAUAUCUCUACUGGACUGUUUAUGAGAACAUCUCCAGUGAUGUCAUCGAUCUAUUGAAGUCCAUCGCUCAUUUGCAAGGCUGGAAGAAAGAAUGGCAAUUCGUCUUGUUACAACCACGCGCGCAAUUCCUCCUCAUGGGCUUUCACUUCGCCCAUCUCCUUCUCUACGACCAGUCCCUCAAAACAAAAACCGCCAGAGCCCGUGAAUCUCUGCUUUCGGAGAUGGUCCGCCACUCCACUCAUAUAAUCCACCUGGCAAUCGACACAACCGAUGAGCGAACUCGCCAUCUGAGCGACCACAUCUACCACAUGAUCACCUUCGCUGCGAUUAUAAUCUGCCGCUUGUUAAACGGAUACGCGGAGCAGCUGUCCCCGAGUCAUAACAUCGCUGAACUGGAUUCGUUGAUCCUCAAUCUGGUGGCAUGGCUCCAAUCUAUUGGACUUCCCUGCCAUGCUGCACAUACCCUAGGGGAUAUUAUUGCGAAGGUCCAUCAGAAGGUGCGACCUGGAGCGGAGCAACCAGAGUGUCCCGAACAGAACGAUAAUUGGCUGGGAGGGGACCUGUUGAGUUACUUUCCGGAGUUUCUGGGGGUGGAGCCUACAGCGGAUGGGAACUGGGAUUUGUUACCGAGUUGGGGACUAAGCCCUUGA